GCAAGGUGCCCUUAUUUGCAUCCAGACUAAUUAUUUAUUUAAGAACUGCUAUCCUUAAAAAAAAAAAAAAAGGAAUGUGUUUUCCAGUUCCUGUUUGUUUACAGAUUAUUUAUUCUCCCCUUUGCUGUUUCAGUGCUGUGUGUAAGGAGCAUUAAACAUUUGAAGGCAUUUGGAUACCAGUCACUAUGUGGAAAAAAGACUCUGUGUUUUGGCUUUUGGUUUUGGCUGUUGCUACAAAUUGUCUCGUGUAUGGACAAAGCAGAAGGAAGGGAUCAAAGCCAAGUUCUCUAGCAGGAAAUAUUCAGGAUUCUGUCUGCUUCAUUGAUAUCCUCUUUAUUAUGGACAGUUCUGAAAGUGCAAAAGGCCUAUUGUUUGAUAAGCAGAGAGAGUUUGUUAACAGCUUAAGUGACAAAGUGUUCUUCUUGAAGCCUAUCAGAGUCCAAAGGUAUGACAUCAAACUGGCAGCCAUGCAGUUCAGCAGCACAGUCAAAAUCGACCAUCCGUUUACAAGCUGGACAGGACUGCAGAGGUUUAAGCAGGAAGUCCUCAGAAUGGCCUAUAUUGGACAAGGCACCUAUUCGUAUUAUGCUAUUUCUAAUGCGACUCAACUGUUCAAAGCAGAAGGUCGUAAAACCAGCAUCAAAGUGGCUGUGCUGAUGACAGAUGGUAUUGACCACCCAAAAAGUCCUGAUGUCCAGGUCAUAUCUGAAGCUGCGAGAGCACUUGGAGUAUCUUUCAUUACCAUUGGCCUUUCUGAAGAUGCCAAUAAAGCCAAAUUACGUUUAAUAUCUGGUGAUUCACCAGGAAAGCCUAUUCUGCUUCUGACCGAUGCCAGCCUUUCAGAAAAAAUACGAAAGCAGUUGGAAGCCUUAUUUAAUGAGCGGUGUGAACCGAAAACGUGUGGAUGUCAAAAGGGAGACAAAGGAGCUGCAGGGCCCCCUGGUGAACAUGGUGGUCGAGGGAAUAAGGGUGAACGUGGAUCUAAGGGAGAGAAGGGUGAAGCUGAGAAAGGAGAGCUUGGAGAAAAAGGUGCAGAGGGAAGUUCUGGUUAUAAGGGAGACAAGGGUGACAGAGGAGAAUGCGGAACUCCAGGACUGAAAGGAGACAGAGGGCUGGAAGGCCCUUUUGGCCCAAAGGGACCGAGAGGCCCUCAGGGAAUUGGUGGCCCUCCAGGUGAACCUGGUCCAAAAGGAAUUCAAGGAAAUAAGGGGGAGCCAGGCCCAGCAGGCCCUUAUGGCCCUGCAGGAGUCCCUGGAAUUGGAUAUCCAGGUCCUAAGGGUGACAGAGGUCUUGAAGGAAGAAUUGGGUUGCCAGGACCUACUGGAAUUGGUGAGCCAGGCUUAACAGGGCCCCGUGGUCUUGAGGGUGCACAAGGGGAAAGGGGUCUACCAGGCGAAGGACUUCCAGGACCAAAGGGUGAAAAAGGUUCUGAGGGGCCUGGAGGACCAGUUGGAGUACCAGGCUAUUCCAUCAAAGGAGAUAAGGGUGAGCGAGGGAUGGAUGGAGCACAGGGGCCAAUGGGACCACCUGGAAGUAGCAGCCAAGGAAUUCAGGGCAUUCAGGGUCCAAAGGGUGUGCCUGGGACAAAGGGAUCACGAGGCGUGGGCCAGCCUGGACCAAAGGGACAAGAGGGUGCAGCUGGACUAAAGGGAGAGCCAGGACCACAAGGAAUUGGAGCACCUGGACCUAAAGGAGAGCCAGGAAGGCCAGGAUUUCCUGGAGAAGAUGGAAAACCAGGAUUAAUUGGAGCUUUGGGGAAAAAGGGGGAACAAGGACUGCCUGGUCCACGAGGUCCAGAGGGACCGCCUGGGAAAGGGGACAUGGGUCCAAAGGGUGAAAUGGGACAAAAGGGAGCUCAAGGAUUUGAUGGUAGAAGAGGCGAAGCAGGUCCUCCAGGACCAAAGGGUGAAUCUGGAAUCAAAGGUUCAGUAGGUAACCCUGGACCUUCAGUUCGUGGGCCACCUGGCUCCAAGGGGGAGCAAGGAGUCCCUGGGGCACCUGGAAGUGAAGGAAGACCUGGAGAUUCAAUCAUGGGACCGAUGGGUACUCCAGGUUUAAUUGGGCCACGCGGACUGCCAGGAGCAAAAGGAGAUGGCUUUCCAGGUCCACCAGGACCUCAAGGAAUGCCUGGCCCCCAGGGACCAAGAGGUCUUAAAGGAGCAGGUGAUCCAGGGCAAAAGGGAGAACUUGGACCAAGAGGGCCCCCAGGAGUUCCUGGGCAAAGGGGAAUAGGAAAUCCAGGACCAAAGGGUGUUAUGGGACCAAAAGGCUUACCAGGUCCACAAGGACCUCCGGGAUAUGGCGCACAAGGAAGUAAGGGAGAGCAAGGAAUUCAAGGCAUACCAGGACCAAAAGGCUCCUUAGGGAUUGGUCUCCCUGGCCCGAAGGGGGAUUAUGGAGAGAGAGGGGAUCAGGGCAAGAGAGGUGACAAAGGCGAGAUUGGAGAACCUGGCCCUGCAGGACCCAGGGGAUUCUCUGGAUCCAAAGGUGAACCUGGACUUACCAAAGAAGAAAUAAUCAAGAUCGUAAUGGAAAUAUGUGGCUGUGGUGCUAAAUGCAAGCAAAAACCUUUGGAACUAGUGUUUGUGAUUGACAGCUCUGAAAGCGUCGGGCCUGACAACUUUGAGACGAUAAAACAGUUUGUAAAAACAGUGAUUGAUGCCAUGACAAUCAACCAAGCUGCAGCCCGUGUCGGCAUUAUCAACUUCAGCCAUGAGGUAGAGAUGGUGUCCACUUUGCAGCAGCAUUCGAACAAAGAUCACCUGAAAGCUGCCGUAGAUCAAAUGCAGUAUCUAGGGGAAGGCACCUUCCCGGCUAAAGCUAUCAACAAAACUAUUGAGAUAUUCCAGGUUGCCCGACAAGGAGUAAAAAAGGUGGCUAUUGUAAUAACGGACGGGCAAGCAGAUAGUCGUGAUACAAGAUUGGAUGUUGUCGUGGAUAAGGCUCAUGCACUCGACAUUGAAAUGUUUGUGAUUGGUGUGGUUCAGCAAAGUGAUCCCAGUUUUCAACAAUUUCGGAAAGAAAUGAAUCUUAUUGCUUCGGACCCAGACAGCGAACAUGUCUACCGGAUCGAUGAUUUCACCGUCCUGCAAGCUCUUGAGAGUAAGUUCUUCAAGCAAAGCUGUGAGGAAGAUUUCAGUUCCUACAUCACCCAAGUGCUUACUUCAGCAUUUUCGCCUGAACUAGAAACAGGAAAGGAACAUACUGGGCAGUUUGCCAUAGCUGGGACUCCAGAGCCAUAUAUCCCUCCACCCAACGCAGAUGUUAUAUAUUCUCAAUACUCUCCAGGGGUGCCUGAAGGGACGGCAGCUCCACAUUCUGAUUGGGAUCAUGCUGCUACAGUCCCUCCUAAGUAUGCUCUAGAUAGCCACAGAAGAGUUGUCAUUCCUCCUCAUCAUGAAAGAGGAGACUUUUGGGAAACCAGAAUCCCCAACCUUCAGACCUCUCCUUCCUCUGAUUUCACUAGACACCUACAACCUCUGAGUGAACCAGGUGCUACAAAAGAUGCCAGGUGCUUGGAACCAAUGAACAGUGGGGACUGCCGGGACUAUGUAGUGAGAUGGUAUUAUGACAAGAAUGCCAGUUCUUGUGUCCGAUUUUGGUAUGGUGGCUGCUAUGGCAACCAAAACAGAUUUGAGACAGAAGAAGAAUGCCAGACAACCUGUGUUCAACAAUAAGCAAAGAGCUCAGGCUUCCAGGACAAAAGGUGGAUGUUCCUGGAAUUUGCAUAAGGUGACUAAAGAAUAAGAAUAUUUGCUGUGUUAAGACGAAUACUACUAGUGUACCCUGCCUAGUGCUUUUUAUGAUUCAUUCUGCAGAUUAUAUAGAGCCUGUUAUCUCCAUAGCUGAUGGCUUCAUCUGACAAAAAGCAGCUUUAUAUUUCCCUCCAUGUUUUAUGGUUAGUACUGGUAUUGUCUACUGCCAUGUUUCAGGAACUUUAGCAAGUCAGAUACCAAGGAGUUUGAUGCCUACUUUUAACAGCACAAGACCUUUUAUUAUCUGGCCAUGAAGAUAUUUUGCAGUACAAAGCAGAACAAAUAAAGCCUGAAGUUAGUUAAAAGGCAGGAAAUGGGGAAAUGGCCUUUACUGGGCUGCUGGCAGAAGCUCUGAACACCUCAGAUGUAGGUAUAUUAGUAGGGUCCCCCAUAUUAAAGCAUGCUCAAGUUUAGCAGCUAAAGAUCCCAUGAGCUGUCAUCAUUUGCUUCUCCUACUUUAAUACAAGAUUUUAAACAAUCUCCAAUAGCCCUGAUUUAACUAGUGGCCCUGGAUGCAUAUCCCUAUUCACAUCAAGAGCAUCAUCAAGCCAAUUCAGUAAGGCUUAGAUGAAUAUCUCUAUGGAAAUGAGGAUAUGCCCAUCUACGAUACAUGCAGAAGUCUGCUUUAUACACACAGAUUUGUCUUGCGGGAUGAGGGACAUUUUUUCUUUUUUUUAAGGCUAUUUGUUAAAGCUUAGUCCAUACAUAUUUCUUCUCAGGGCUCUUGUACAAAAGAGUGAAAAUAACAAUAUAUUAUAGUUUCAUAUCGUCAAUUGUAGUGGAAUUUAAUGAGGAAAAGCACUGAAAGAUGUACAUAAAUAAAUAUGUAUAUUUUCAUACUAUGUUUUCCUUUUAAACCAUAACCCUAUGCAAAAGGUACUGUACGAACUAAAACUGAUGGACAAUUAUUAAAAUUUCAUAUAAACAA
Molecule: messenger RNA, 4683 nt
Organism: Hemicordylus capensis (graceful crag lizard)
Lineage: Eukaryota; Metazoa; Chordata; Lepidosauria; Squamata; Cordylidae
Gene: COL28A1
Product: collagen type XXVIII alpha 1 chain
Exons: 36
Coding region: 186-3677 (1163 amino acids)
Molecular function (GO): serine-type endopeptidase inhibitor activity
Source: RefSeq, a predicted model, not a curated record